This is a messenger RNA of Macadamia integrifolia, 1092 nucleotides long. Its product is annotated as UPF0496 protein At1g20180-like. The coding region runs from base 1 to 1092 and encodes 363 amino acids. NCBI's taxonomy places the organism in Eukaryota, Viridiplantae, Streptophyta, Magnoliopsida, Proteales, Proteaceae. The transcript is spliced from 2 exons. The record is from RefSeq and is a predicted model, not a curated record.
AUGUGGCCCAAGCUGAAAUCUUCUCUAACAGGGACAGGUGAAUAUUCCAGAGAACAAGUUAGUAGCGUGCGCAACAAGUUAAACGUUAAUGAGGAAUACACGGAAGCCUUCAGAACCAAUUCUUACAAAGAAAUAAGGAGCAAAGUUCAGCAAGGCCAGCCCAGAAGAACAUCAAAUCUCUGCGAUCACGUCCUGGAACCUCGGCAAGAGGUCCUAAUGGACAUGAUCGAGAGUUCUUGCUCUGGAACCGAUCACAAACUCUGUUUCCUUCUCAUGGACUACUUCGAAUGCAGCUUAGAAGCAUUCAAGAUUUGUGGUUUCCUUCUCCAGAACAUAGAUCAAACGCGUAUAGAUUAUUCCAAGAUUCAAAAAAUCAUCUAUUUAUCAAAAAGUUUAGAAAUAAACAAUUGCAGCAACGAUCAAUGUGGAAUCAUAUUCCGGGAGCUAUCUUCGUUUGCGAAGCUUGCAAAUCCUCUCCCAAGCUCGAGCCUGGUUCAAUUCCAUUUAAUCCACAAUAAAUAUGAACUGAUUCUUCACCAAUUAACAGUGACACGUGAAAAGAUCAAGAGGAGAGAGAAAUUGAUUCGUUUCUGCAAGAAGCUUGGAGGAAUUAGCCUCGUCAUAACUUGCACAACGCUUACAUUGGCGACACUGAUCCUGGCGGCUCACACAAUCGUCGGCAUUGCGGCGUCGCCGGCUGUAAUCACUGUUUCAUUGGGGUUUUUGAAGAGAAAGAUGAAGUCAAUUCGAAUGGCGAUCAACGCGAGUGUGCUUUACAGAGUAGGAGCACAGCUUGAUGCAGCAGCGAGAGGGGUUUUUAUAUUGAACAGGGAUUUUGACACGAUGAAUCGAAUAGUGAUAAGGUUGCAGGACGAGAUAGAUCACGGGAAGGAGAUUGCUAAGAUAUGUGUGAGGAGCCAAAAUAAGGAGAUGUUAAUGGAGAUAGUGAGAGAGUUUAAGAUGAAUGAGUCUGGUUUCUUGGAGCAGCUAGAAGAGCUGGAGGAGCAUGUGUAUUUGUGUUUUCUUACCAUUAAUAGAGCUAGAAGACUUAUUUUACAGGAAAUAAUGGUGCACCCACAAGGAAACGGUUGA